AUGGACGAGUUGCCGACGCGGCUUCGGGACACUACGGCGCUGUGCUGGGCUGCAGGUUCAGGCAACGUAGACAUGCUUCGGCGGCUAUUGCAGGAAGGCAGGGAUGUGAACCUCGCAGACUACGAUCGACGGACGCCAUUGCACAUUGCAGCGAGUGACGGCAAUGCUGAGGCGGUGAAACUUUUGAUUCAAGCAGGCGCGAAUUGUCGUGCGAAAGAUCGAUGGGGUGUGACGCCGCUAGAUUGUGCAAAGGAUGCUGUCGUGGCGUCUUUGAUGUCGACUCAUAUCCGGGCAAUCCUUUUCGCCGACACGUCGACAUCUCCAUUUCGACGUUGCGGAAGUCACAACGAUUCGUUCGACCCUACAAGACGCAAGAGCAUGGAGGAGAUCCAGCAGGUUUUUGCCGCGAUUGCUGCUGGCGACACUGACGCGCUCAAACGCGCGUGGCUGGAUGGCCUGUCGCUUAAUGUUGUGGACAGUUUAGGUCGCACGGCGCUGCACGUCGCUGUCGAGAAAGAGCAAAUGAAUGCAAUCGAACUCUUGCUGUCGGCUGGGGCGGCUGUCGACGUGGUGGAUCAUGAAGGCCGAACACCCAUGUCGAUUGCCGUCGAGAUGAACGCGUCCAACGCACUUAGCCUCUUCCGUCGACACAUCUUCACAGCUUCUCCAUUGCAGACGGAGGCGCUGGCCACGUCCGACAUCCCCCUUGCGUUUGCCGCCAUCCAACACAACAACUUGCCUCGUCUUGAGCAGUUGGUGCCUCACCUUGUUCACCCUGACGUUCAAGACUACGACGCCAGGUCGUUGUUGCACGUGGCUGCCAGCGAGGGCCACCUCGCGAUCGUUCAGUUUCUCGUGGAGAUUGGAGCCAACGUCAAUUUGCUCGAUCGAUGGGGCAACUCACCCCUGUCGGAAGCCAUGCAUUUUGCGCACACUGCCGUGGCAACGUUCCUUCGGGACCACCAAGCCACAGAGCACGGGCUCGGCAUCGACGCAGACAAUUUAGCAAAGGCCUCAAACCCGCACGGUUUGGAAGCGGGGAUCCUCAACAAGGCGUUCGAGCACGUCUUGCGCUGUGUGUGUCGGAAAAACAAGUGGCUAGUCGGUGAAGUUUUUGUCCCGAUCACGGGCGAAGGCAAUGGAUGCGAGCUGGCCCUACACAACGUGUGGUGCCGUCCUGUUGGCAUCUCAAACGACAGCACGUUGUUCAAAUCGUUGACGCAGUUUCGGAGAGCAAGAGGGAUGAUGCUGUUGGAUCCAGGGCAUGACCUGGCGGGACGCGUGUACAGUGGUCAGCAGCCAGAAUGGAUUGCGAGCUUGCACACAACGAGCCAAAGCAAAUUCUUCUUUGUCCCGCAUGCGCGAAAAGCCGGGCUGAAGGCCGUGGUGGCAGUCCCGAUGGUCCACAAUUUAUCGGUCGUUGCCGUUCUCGCCUGGUAUGCGACUGAGCCGCUCGUGGAAGACAUGGACGAAGUGCACCGAAUGCAGCGGCUUGUCAAGGCUGUGGUGCUGCUGUGUGUGUUGCGCCAUAAGGAACCCACCGCCGCCAUGUCUCGGUUUCAGUACUGCCAAGCGUUGGAGCAAGUGUGUACAGGCCACGGCGAGCUCACGGCCGUCGAUACGGUAUCGGCAGAUGAUGCGGCGGUACAUGACGUGCUACCGUUGGCCAUUUCAUGGCGCUUGUUCGACUACGCGAUGAAGCUGUCGACGUCGAUGAGCAGCGAGGACCACUUGGCCACGAUUGACUUGCUUGGGGCGUUGGUGGCGCUGCUGAGGCGUGGGUUCUUUGACGACGCGUUGAAUUCCACCGUGCUCGAGCUGAGCGAGACGCACGUGUCGACUGCGAUUACCACCAAGGUAUAG
Messenger RNA from Aphanomyces invadans, 1863 nucleotides. RefSeq lists its product as hypothetical. NCBI's taxonomy places the organism in Eukaryota, Oomycota, Saprolegniomycetes, Saprolegniales, Verrucalvaceae. Gene Ontology annotation, biological process: protein localization to ciliary inversin compartment. Gene Ontology annotation, cellular component: ciliary inversin compartment. Gene Ontology annotation, molecular function: protein binding. The transcript is spliced from 12 exons. The coding region runs from base 1 to 1863 and encodes 620 amino acids. The record is from RefSeq and is a predicted model, not a curated record.